Messenger RNA from Malania oleifera, 1283 nucleotides. RefSeq lists its product as uncharacterized. The coding region runs from base 125 to 1123 and encodes 332 amino acids. Lineage: Eukaryota; Viridiplantae; Streptophyta; Magnoliopsida; Santalales; Ximeniaceae. The record is from RefSeq and is a predicted model, not a curated record. The transcript is spliced from 7 exons.
AUAAAUUCAUGUUUUAUGUUUACAUAUUCUCAUGAUACAACGACAUGGGAGACUAGCGGGAAAAAAGAUGAGGAAGAGUAUCGCAGUUCUUCAUGUCGUCUUACGACGAUAGUACUCUCUCAAGAUGAGCGCUGCAGCGACCUUCAUCCUUUCCGGUCCCCUCUUUCCGCCGGCGGCAUUCUCUUUCUCCACACCACAUUCCCGCCAAAUUGCAUUGUCGAAACAUCAACGAUGGCCGUGCCUAGGGUUCCUGGCAAGGCCUCAAAAGCAAACACCGUACCUUGAUGGCUCCAAACGUUCAGCUCCUCCUCUUCCUCCUCAUGGAGAAGUCAAAGCCGUCGGUGGAGGCGAGAGGGUGGUGCCGUCGCCCUGGGAUGAGAAGCCGUACGAAAUUAUGCCAAGUGGAAAGAAAGUGUACUUGGAUGAGCAGGACAUUGUCUCAUUUCUUGAUCCUCCAAAGGACUUGAUUCCUCUUGACCCUGCUUCUUACAACCCUGCUGCAUAUCUUUGGAAAAAAAUUGGAGAUAUUCCCGAAGAAAGGCGUCAUCGGUUGUUGCACUUAUUAAAACCCAGGCUUAUAUCAAGAGUUUGGACAAUAGCUGGAGCACGAUAUGAUGAUCCUAAGUUAAGAAAAGAAAGUGCUUCUAGCUUGCUUUCUGUUGAAAAUGGUGCAGUGUCACUUGAAUUUUGGAAUUGCAGGAAAAGCGGAGGACCGAUGCCUAUUGCUUGGAUAAAUUUCUUCAAGAAGGCUUUAUUUGGCUGCAAGGAUGGGAAAACUUAUGGGCGAUUUAUUGUUCUUGCUGGAUUUGCAAAUUCAUUUAGCCGAUUGUAUUUUGUGCUGAGACAAGUCAAGGAAGUGAUAUCAACAGAAGAGCCUUGUGAUUUUGCAUAUGAAUUUGGAGAUGGACUCUUCGACCUUCAUAAAUACCCUCAGGGAUUCCCAAAACCAGCAAAACAUCCGUGGCCUUUCUCUGAUCAGGUGGUUGUAUAUGGUCGUCACGUGGGACCGGGGGUGGUUGUAGGGCAAGCUUGGCAAGAAGGAAAAGCCUUGGAGCAAGUGCCUCAGAAGUUAUGUGGUGAGAUUUUGAUGGUGAAAGAUUAUUCUGGUUAUGGAGAACACUGAGAUGAACCACGUUUUGUUUUGUUUUGUUUUUUCCUUUCGAGUAUAGAUGAUCAACGACUGACAAGUGCUUUAGCUUUGAGGUUGUGUGCUGGAAAGUUGAUAAAUCUGUGUAAAUUCUCUCUUGUGAAAUCUCAUAUUUUGUUUUUUUAUUGUGGUUAAA